CAAACGACACUCCACAAUACAAAUCUUUUUCUUCAAGCCUUAUAUAAAUCUUCUCGUGGUUUAGGUCUUUCUUCAUCUUUUUCUUCACUGCACUCCACAAAUCACUACCUCUUCUUGCACUAGUUUUACAACUCCUUUGAAUCUCUUCACAGUCCUUUCCUUCAAGGCUUGAACGUCCUUAUAAUGGACUUUUGUCUCAGAAUGCUUUUAGUCAUCACACUGAUCACAUCCAUGGCCUUGACAAAAGAUAUGAGUGCGGAGAGGCUACUACAAGCUCAUGACCCAUUAUCAUCACUUGCAAAUGGCAAUAAUAAUGGUUAUUCUCAAAUCUCCACUGGUCCUUUCUCCCCAAGGGUUAGUAUGGAGGCGAGUUGCAACAUCAACAUCGUCUUCAACCUACUGAUUGACUGCGUUCCCUUCUUCUCGGGGACAUCUUCCAUUCCAGCAGUGGCAUGUUGCUCUGGAGUUGAAGUGGCAGUAAAAACAGAAGUCGAUUGCUUAUGUGAUGGCCUCACUGAUCUCUUGACUCAUUCUGGGUUGGUGUUUAAUGUCUCCCGGGGACUUGAUCUCCUCAACGCAUGUUUCAGUCCUAUAUCUUACUCAAUCAUCUCCAACUGUGUGAGCCCCACACCUCCUGCUCCUGUUCAUCAUACCCCUGUGGUUCCAACUCCGACUCCCAGUCCUAUUACUCCUCCUCCUACUCAUGUGGGCCCAAAUCCGACUCCCAGUCCUAUACCUCCUCCUCCUACUCCUGGUGAUACUAGCUUGGUAAAUCCAACUUUUGUAACGGCUGACAUUGGAGCAAUUUGCUUGGGGGGGAAUAAGGCAGCUUACUAUUACGCCCCAGGAUUCGGCAAAGGCGCUGAAAAUUGGGUUGUGUAUCUUCCUGGGGGCGGAUGGUGUAACAAUGUUACUGCCUGCGAAAUAUAUACUGAUACUAAAGGUGUGGGCUUGUCUCCAAGAGCAAUUCCCUUUACUGCUAUUUUGGAUUCUGAUAAGGAGAAAAAUCCUGAUUUCUAUGAUUGGAAUAGAGUUUCUAUUCGGUAUUGUGAUGCAUCGUCAUUCACUGGAAAUUCUGAGAUAACAACCACAAAUGGUACUAAGCUUUUCUUCAGAGGAGGAAGAAUUUUUAGUGCUGUUAUGCAAGAGCUGUUGCAAAAAGGAAUGGGAAAUGCGAAGAAUGCACUUUUGGUUGGUGGAUCAGCAGGGGGAGUCGCAACAACCAUAUACUGUGAUAGAUUUCGAAAUUUCUUCCCAUCCAAUUCUAGAGUAAAGUGCUUAUGUGAUGGAGGUUAUUUUUUCCUGGCGAAAAACCAUAUUCAAGGAAAUACAUUCCUAUCAAUGUUUGAGGGCUUAAUAAAUUUACAUAGAUCUGAAGAUAUGCUGCCCAAAUCUUGCACUACAAGACUAAGUGCACCGAUGUGUUUUUUCCCGCCAAAUUUACAGGAAGACGUCAAAACGCCCAUCUUUUUCCUGAUGUCGGCAUUUGAUAGAGUCCAGAUACAGUAUACUUUGUCAAUGGAUCUUACUGGUUGCGUUCCUAUGGCCAAUUGCUCGGCGAAUCAAAUUAAAGCCUCACAAGAUCUUCGAUCUGAGCUUCUCACCAUUCUACCAAAACGAAGCAAAACCUUCUUCAAAGGGUUUCUGAUUACUCAUCCCUUUGCUCACACUCAAGUAGAAAAUGGUACUUGGAACAGCCUAGCUACGGGAACUAAUAAGACAAUCGCUAGCUUAUUUGGAGAUUGGUACUUUGAGAGGCAAUAUGUUGAAGUGAUUGACAGUUAUCCAUGCCCCUACAAAUGUCCAUAGGCUGCUGCGCUCCUUUUAUGAUCCAUUCACACUCUUUAAUGAUCCAUGACUCUUUAAGUCUUUAUCAUAUGAUCUCUUUCGUCAAAAUAUUUACAACAAUGUUUGUAUCCAUUCUUAUACCCACCUUAUAUCCACCAUGUUUGUGAAGUGUUUUUUUUUAAAUAUGUAAUCCUCUGGAAACAAAAAUAACUCUUUAUUUCACUCUUGCUAACCCGGAAGUAUGUUAUGAUUCCAGUUUAUUCUAUGGUGUUAAAACUCUA
Cuscuta epithymum is the source of this 2069-nucleotide messenger RNA. Lineage: Eukaryota; Viridiplantae; Streptophyta; Magnoliopsida; Solanales; Convolvulaceae. The record is from the annotation of a GenBank genome assembly.